Messenger RNA from Bicyclus anynana (squinting bush brown), 3306 nucleotides. Its product is annotated as juvenile hormone esterase. NCBI's taxonomy places the organism in Eukaryota, Metazoa, Arthropoda, Insecta, Lepidoptera, Nymphalidae. The transcript is spliced from 6 exons. The record is from RefSeq and is a predicted model, not a curated record. Bases 609 to 2198 code for a protein of 529 amino acids.
UAAGUAAAAUUAUAAUUUGAAAUAAAGUAAACAACAACUUCAUUUAAAGUCACUUCUAAGAUAAUUUCAAUAAAAUGGGAUUCAUUAUAAAUAAAAUACCAAUUAAUAAUAGAACAACCCGAUGUUUCAACAAUAUUCUAUUGUUAAUAACAUCAGUUCAGGAUCAGAAUACCUUAUUCUUCAAAAAAAAAGCUCGACCUGCAUAUAACAGCUAGGCUGUGACACACACAGCCAUACAAAAAUACAACACAACACACACACAAACACGUUUCACAACCAGUUGUUGAUCCGUCGGCUGCGGGCGGCGAGCGAGCGAGCGCCGUGAGUCAGAAAGAUGAUAAAAUCCUCAUAGACAUCUGUAACGGAUAGCGUCACACUCCUACUGGCUGCCCCUCUCGCCUCCCUCUUUUCAACUCUCUUACUUCGAGAAAUCGAAGACACAACUAAACUAGGUCCUGAAGUCUUGAGAUAUUAAUAAGCCCACAGAACGAGAAACAGGAUGAAUAAACCUAGAAGUCGCUAGGUUCUGAAACAAGCCCUGCAUUUACGUACAUGCAGUCGCUCCAGGCGUCAAAUCCUAGAGGGCGCCCAAAUGAACUAAACGAAAGAUGACUACAGUGGAAACUAAACAAGGCAGUUUGCGAGGCGUUGUCAUAAACGACAAGGAUGUUACAUACGUUGCUUUUAAAGGAAUACCGUAUGCUAAGCCCCCGCUCGGUUUUUUAAGAUUCAAGGCUCCAGAGCCACCUGAAAAUUGGCAAGGUGUACGAGACGCAUCGCAACACGGUCCAGUGUGCCCGCAGUAUAACGAUCGUCUACAACGCUUAGAAACAGGCAGCGAAGACUGCCUCUACCUCAACAUUUACACCAAAACGCUCAGUCCUUCUCAACCUUUGCCGGUCAUGGUCUGGAUUCACGGCGGAGCUUUCUACACUGGUUCUGGCAAUUCAGAUUUCUACGGACCUGAAUUCUUCAUGAAACAUGAAAUGAUUCUCGUAACGAUUAAUUACAGAUUAGAAGUUCUGGGAUUUCUUUGUCUCGAUAAUGAAGAGGUGCCCGGCAAUGCAGGUUUGAAAGAUCAAGUCGCUGCGUUGAAAUGGAUAAAAAAUAAUAUAGCCGCAUUCGGCGGCGACUCUGACAAUAUCACUAUUUUCGGUUGCAGUGCCGGCGCUGCAGCUACAUCCUAUCAUCUAAUAUCAACAAUGAGUCAUGGUUUAUUUAAUAAAGCCAUAUGCCAAAGCGGUGUUUGUCUUAACGAAUGGGCGUACAGUUUAAACGGAGUCGCGCGGGCAUUUCAAUUGGGAAGAUUGUUGGGUAAACAUACAGAAGAUCCCAAUGAGUUGUUACAAUUUUUAAGAAGCGUACCGGUGCAGUCUCUUGUUAAUGUAAAAUUACCUUCAUUAGAUAUUGAAAACAAAGACAUUGUAGACGGUAUUGCCUUUGCACCUGUUAUAGAAAAAUCAAACUUAGGUGUAGAAAAUUUCAUAACUGAAGAACCACCUGUAUUAGUUAAAAAAGGGCAUAUUUGUAAAGUACCCAUUAUUUUAGGAUAUACAUCAGGAGAAGGUAUAGAGCUUGGAAGAAAUUUUCCUGCGACUUUAGAUUUUCUAUUAAAAACAGGUGCUGUGGUCCCGAGAGAGUUGAAAUAUAAAUUCAAUAAAGAACAAUUAGUAGAAGCAGAUCACAAAAUUCGCAAAUUUUACUUCAAAGAUAAUAAAUUAAAUGAAAAUAUGGUUCAAGAAGUGGUUGAUCUUGAAACUGAUAGAUUAUUCGCUUACAAUAUUUGUAGAUUUGGGCGUUAUCAUAGCCAUUUCACGAAAAAGCCAGUAUAUAUAUACAAGUUUACAGCUGAAACAGAAAGAAACUAUACAAAGAAGUCAUACAAAAUGGAUUCUAUAGCCGGUGUCUGUCACGCAGAUGAUUUACCCUACCUAUUUAAUGUUACCUGCUUAGAUAUUCCUUCGACAGAAGAAUCGAAGUGUGUUAUAGAACAAGUAGUGCAAUUAUGGUUUCAGUUCGCUGCAACGGGGAAUCCUACAUCACACAGCAGCAUAGACUGGAGACCGUUUACAAAUGAAGAGCGAUAUUGUCUUACAAUUGGUAGAGAGCUCAAAACUGUGCGAAAUUUCGAUGCUGAAAAUAUAGACUUUUGGGAUGGAAUUUAUUUUAACAAUGAUGAAGCUAUCAUUAAAACAUAAACAAUUUACGACGAUAGCUAAUUAAACGAUUUAAAUACGCACAAUGUUUUUGUUUAAUUUUAAAAAACCCUGAUUAUAACUAUUAAGUUUUUAGUUGUUGUCGCUAAAAUUCUUUUAUUGAUUUUUAGGGUGAGGCCUAUAAAACUCCCGGUAGUUCAAUACAGUAUUUAGUUGACCGCAUAAUCAAUGGAAAAAUGAAUGGAAUGGUGCCAUCUGCGUCUAGCUGUCACCGGCCAACCUCAUUGUAAAUGUUCCCCAGAUCCUGGAAUUUAUUACGAAUUCUUUAGAUUAAAGCUUAAAAAAGCACUAGUCAUUUUCCUAAAAGAAGUCCCGCGGCUAAAACCUACGAAAUCACUAAAAUUGACAACGCCUUACAUAAAUGACAAUAAGACCGCCAAUACCGUGGAGGGAGAAUAGUAUGGAGUAGCUAUUAGGAGUCUCCCGGUAAGGGACAACAACAAAGUACAUAGAUUAUCUGGUGUUACCAGUGAUCGAAAAAUUACCCUAUAUUUGAAGACUAGCGUUAUAUUUUUAUUUCAUACUAUUUGACAAGUCUAUAAAUAUUUUUUUAUCAUACCAUUUGACGAAAUUGGCCAAUUCAGAAGUCAGAGCGUAAAAGCUGGCACCGAGGGGUGAUGAAUCGAUCCCCGCCCCGUUCGAGUAUUGUUGUACCCACUCUUGAUACAGUUUGUCCCGACGAGUUGGAAAGGAACGGGAAUGUUGGUCAUAUUAAAAAAAAAGCAUUAAUUACCGUUGUUUUCAUCCUGAUUUAAAAACAUAUAUACAACCAAAGUCCUUUCGACAGUCAUAUUAUUUUACUUUUGAAGGCAAUUAGGGUCAGAUAUUUUGAAAUUAGAAUUCAUUUUUUAAAUAAAAAUAUAACUACUAAAAAUGAAAGAAUUUGAAAUUUUCACAACUAACUGGUUUUGUGUAAUUGGAAAUAAAUAGUCUUCAGAAAUAAUACGCUUUUGAUUGAUUGAUUUAUUGAUUGCUUGGUGUAUUUUGUGAUUUGUUGAUUGUGUACAUCAUAAAACAUUAGUUAGGAAAAUAUACUAGCACAGCAUAGAAUUAAGAAUAAAAUCUUUUUACCAAAAAAAAUUUACUGUCC